Erinaceus europaeus (western European hedgehog) is the source of this 807-nucleotide messenger RNA. Its product is annotated as complement factor H-related protein 2-like. The record is from RefSeq and is a predicted model, not a curated record. The coding region runs from base 1 to 807 and encodes 268 amino acids. NCBI's taxonomy places the organism in Eukaryota, Metazoa, Chordata, Mammalia, Eulipotyphla, Erinaceidae. The transcript has 5 exons.
AUGCUGUUGCUGCUCAGUGUCUUUCUCACCGUGUGGGCUCUCUGUGCUCAUGGACAAGUGAAACCUUGUGACUUUCCAGAAAUAAAACAUGGACGUCUAUAUGAAGAAGGCUAUUAUAGACCAUACUUCCCAGCACCAAUAGGAAAAUCUUAUUACUAUUACUGUGAUGAAAAUUUUGAACCUCCUACGGAAACUUAUUGGGGCCAAAUUUCUUGCACAAGAGAAGGAUGGAAGCCAAAAUUACUCUGCCGAAGAAAAUGUAUUCUUGAUUACUUGGCACAUGGACAAAUUCAACAAUGGAAAAGAAAAUACUAUCAAGGGGAAACUGCAAGAGUUACCUGCCAAUCUGGUUACAGUCUCGAAAAUGGUCAGAGUAUACUAACGUGUACGGAAAACGACUGGGUUCCUCCUGCCAAAUGCCUCCCUGUCAAUUCGAAAGGAAACUGUGGGAUUCCUCUACCUAUUGACAACGGAGACAUUACUUCAUCUCUAUUACCAACAUAUGCCCCAGGAUCCACAGUGGAGUACCAAUGCCAGAACUUAUAUAAACUUGAGGGCAGGGCAACUGUAAGAUGCUCUAAUGGAGAAUGGUCAAAGCCACCAAGAUGCUUAGAGCCAUGUGUGAUAUCAGAAGACAUCAUGAAUAAACAUAACAUACAACUUAGAUGGAUAGAUAGGAACAAAUUCUACACUCAAUCAGGGGAGCCUGUUGAGUUUUCAUGUAAAUACAGGUACAGAUGGAUAUCACCAGAACCUCUUCGAACCAAGUGUGUAGAAGGUAGAAUAGCAUAUCCCACUUGUGGAUAA